AGACAAACAAACAAAAAUGUCACAUCACAAUUAGUCAAAAUUUUCAGUAAAAGACACACACAAAAUUCAUCGUAAAUUUAAUCAUUAAAAAAUCCACCAUACACAGCCAAAAUGGCGGCCAUAGUUUGUCCGGAAAAAGAUGAAGCGGAGAGGAGAACCAAAGUUCUUUGCAAGCUUCGGGACCUGAUCGAAAAAGCCGAACAAGAUAUUGCGGUGGGCGUUAGACAAAUUCAAGUGCCCGGUUCUGAAAGUCCACCUCCCAUGGAACCCACGAAAUUCGAUAAGAAGUCCAAUGGUCCCCCAGAUGUUAUGGUUUGUUAUAAGCUGCCAUCAAAAAAUGCUUCGUGGGACGAUGACGGCAUACCUUUAAGUAACUCGAAAUCGAGAGAACUGAGAGGUGGACAACUGUUCCUUGGGUGUUAUUGCUGCAAGAAAAACGGUCUACAGGACGAUUGUCCUCGAGCAGAGUGCCAAGGAUCGCCUCCCUGUCUUACCAAACCCCCCACGUGUGGUCCGUUCGUCUACUGCGAUGCGAAGCACCUGCAAGCCAAGGCAGCGAAGUUCCUCGCUAGAGGAAAAGAAAACCCGCAUGAACAGAAAAUGAAGUACAAGUGUUUCCCGGCAACAGUUAAGCCGCCUGAGGUGCCCUGCUGCAUAACUACGUGCAUCUACGAUUCAUAAGCUUAACUAACUCAGCGUCAUUAAGGAAAGCUUAAUGGUAGUACUUUUUUCGGUUUUAUUUUGUUAGUUUGUUAUUAUUUGCUUUGUUUUGCUGUACUGCUGUUAUAUACGAUUCUUCGUUAAAUAAUGAUGAAACUGUGGAUUAUAAAGAAAUUUUCAAGAGUUUUUGUUCAAGUUACUGGAUCGUUAAUUAGUUUGUUCCUGUGCUGUUUUUUUAAUAUUUGGUACAGGAAUGUUUGUUGUUUUUAUGAAAUUCUUUUUGAUGUUAUUGUAAAACCACAUUUUUAAUGUUGUUUAGCUUAAGUUUUUGUUUUUCCUUAAUGAUGUUUAUUUAGUUAAGUUAACUUGUCUAGGAAAUAGUGUGUGUCAAAAA
This is a messenger RNA of Brassicogethes aeneus, 1054 nucleotides long. The record is from the annotation of a GenBank genome assembly. NCBI's taxonomy places the organism in Eukaryota, Metazoa, Arthropoda, Insecta, Coleoptera, Nitidulidae.